GCUUGGUUGCUUGAUCCACUCUUCGAGCGAGAGAGAGAGAGAGAGAGAUCGCAGCGGCGACGGAGAGAAGAAGCAAGAAUUUCUGGUCAGAGUGACACAUGGCGACGCUUCAGACAUCUUGGAGAAAGGCUUAUGGUGCUCUCAAAGACAGCACCAAAGUCGGCCUUGCCAAAGUUAACAGCGAUUUGAAGGACGUGGAUGUUGCGAUCGUGAAGGCAACAAAUCACGUCGAAUGCCCUCCCAAGGAGAGACAUAUCAGAAAAAUCUUGCCUGCUACCUCAGUGAUUCGGCCGCGAGCGGAUGUUGUUUACUGUAUUCAUGCUCUUUCCAGGCGAUUGGCUAAGACUCACAAUUGGACGGUGGCAUUAAAGACAUUAAUAGUUAUACAUAGAUUGGUGAGGGAGGGUGACCCUAGUUUCCGUGAAGAGCUUCUAAAUUUUUCACAGAGAGGGCGAAUUCUCCAGUUAUCCAAUUUCAAAGAUGAUUCAAGCCCAAUAGCUUGGGAUUGCUCUGCAUGGGUUCGUACUUAUGGACUAUUCUUGGAGGAAAGACUGGAAUGUUUUAGGGUCUUGAAGUAUGAUAUUGAAGCUGAGCCUCUCGCAAGACCUACCCAAGGGCAGGAGAAGGGUCACAGUAGAACCAGGGAUCUUGACAGUGAAGAAUUGUUGGAGCAGUUGCCAGCUUUGCAACAGCUGCUGUACCGUCUUAUUGGAUGCCGGCCAGAAGGAGCUGCUGUUGGAAAUUACGUAAUACAAUAUGCCCUGGCACUGGUACUCAAAGAGAGUUUUAAACUCUAUUGUGCCAUUAAUGAUGGUAUCAUCAAUCUUAUUGAUAAGUUUUUUGAGAUGCCAAGACAUGAAGCCAUGAAAGCCCUGGAAAUCUAUAAACGAGCUGGCCAGCAGACUGGAGGCCUUUCUGAUUUCUACGAAGUGUGCAGAGGAUUGGAACUUGCGAGAAAUUUUCAGUUUCCUGUUUUGAGAGAGCCUCCACAGUCAUUUCUCGCAACCAUGGAAGAAUACAUAAAAGAAGCACCUCGUAUGGUUUCGAUUUCAACUGAGCAAUUGGAAUUUCCAGAGAGAUUACUUCUAACUUACAAACCAGAAGAAGCUCCUUCUCCUGAUGAUGCAAUACCUCCAGUGGAGGAACCAAAGCCACUUCCUUCAGUUGAGGUUGCUGCUGCACCUACUGAGAUUACUCCUGAAGUUACUCCUCCACCUAAUAGCCUCGACACUGGAGAUCUUCUGGGAUUAAAUGCUACAAUUCCUGAUGCAUCUGCGAUAGAGGAAAGCAAUGCAUUGGCUUUAGCCAUUGUUCCAUCUAAUGAUACUGCAUCAUAUCAUUCUGGUUCUGUUCAAGCAAUGGAUCUGGAUCCUACUGGAUGGGAGCUUGCACUGGUUACUACUCCAAGCAGCAAUUUAUCUACAGUUAAUGAUAGACAAUUGGCUGGUGGAUUGGAUACACUCACUCUCAACAGCUUGUAUGAUGAAGGUGCAUAUAGAGCUGCUCGGCAACCUGCUUAUGGAGUGCCAGCUCCAAAUCCUUUCGAAGUACAGGAUCCAUUUUCUUUUUCAAACAGCAUUCCUCCCCCACCAGCCGUUCAAAUGGCAGCAAUGGCUCAGCAACAGCCAAAUCCCUUUGCACAAUAUCAGCCCACCUUUCAUCAUCAGCAGCAGCAGCAGCAGCAACAUCAGCAUCUGAUUAUGGGCCCAUCAAAUCCAUUUGGUGAUGCAGGCUUCGGGGCCUUUCCUGUGAACCCGGCUCUUCACCCGCAGAGUAAUAAUCCUUUUGGGACCACUGGCCUGUUAUAGCUGUAGUAUGAGAUACAUACACUGUAAUCUACCGGCACCUAUGCAGAGCUUUCUGUAUUUAAUCAAUGUCAGUGUGCAGCCUGAGCCGUAUGUUGGUUUGAGUAGCGGGCAGAAGACGGAAGACGGAGUCGCAUUUGGAAUAUACAGGAUGUGUAAGAUUUUUAGAUGUUAAUAUAAUUCAUUACAGUGUCACCAAGUUAGUGUAAAGUGUACUUGCAAUUUAGAUCAUUCUUUCCUUGUCCAAA
This is a messenger RNA of Telopea speciosissima, 2053 nucleotides long. RefSeq names its product putative clathrin assembly protein At2g01600. Gene Ontology annotation, cellular component: clathrin-coated pit; clathrin-coated vesicle. The transcript is spliced from 18 exons. Gene Ontology annotation, biological process: vesicle budding from membrane; clathrin coat assembly; clathrin-dependent endocytosis. Gene Ontology annotation, molecular function: SNARE binding; 1-phosphatidylinositol binding; clathrin heavy chain binding. NCBI's taxonomy places the organism in Eukaryota, Viridiplantae, Streptophyta, Magnoliopsida, Proteales, Proteaceae. Bases 99 to 1808 code for a protein of 569 amino acids. The record is from RefSeq and is a predicted model, not a curated record.